AUGAUUGCGACUGGUGGAUAUGGUGGACACAGGACUGAAGAUAAUAACGAGUCCUCGAUUCAAAUCUGGGAUGCGAAAACAGGCGAGCUUGUCGCAACUCUCAAAGGACACAUAUAUAUGGUGUCGUGCCUGGCUUGGACCCCGGACGGAAAAAUGCUCAUCUCCGGGUCUUCCCCGACUCCCACGAUUAGUGGGAGAAGGGUUGUUGUUUGCAAGAAACGUCCAGGCACCUGCAAACGCAUGCCCCUCCGUUCUGUCGUCCUAGCAGCUCGCUGUUUUGGUUGCUACGUUGUGAUGCCGUUUGCUGUCAAACUUCCGUGCCGCUCUCCUCGAGCGCUUGCUGAGCACUUCUGUCCUCCUGAACUUGUUCCUCACGACCACUUUGACUAUCCUGUUUAUUAUGAUGCUCUUUAUUACCCCCAAUACCACACCUCUCACUUUGAAACACCCCAAACUUUUUGCUCCUGGCUCCUGCAAUGUCUUCAAACGCAUCAUGUAUCGUGCCCUUCUUGCUCGUCCCCCUUUGUAGGCUGUGUUACAUUCAAUGGCAUGUCCGUUGUCAUCAGUCGUAACAAUGCAUCCACCUUUCUGUCUCUCCGCGAGAUCGAGUGUCCUGGUUAUCGUCACUGCAUGAUUCUCGGCCCGUUAGCCAUGCGUCAUAGUUCCAGUGUGGCUUCGUCCAUUGCAUCCAGAUUGGAACAGUGUCCCCCCUGGCUCUAUUAUGCUGACAGCACCAUUGAACACAACCUUGCUGCCCUAUCUGUUCCCGUGCUUAAGCAGUGUGCCGUUGCGCUUCCUGGGACGAAAGUUCAGCGAGGGUCGAAGGCUGUUCUUGUACGCGCGAUCCUACAAUCAUUUCAGACCGCACGCUCUGAGUUUACGGGAUUGUCCUGCGCUUGUGCCACCUCUCGAUUGCAUGACGUCCAGCUACCUUCGUCGUAUGUUGCCGAAGUUCUUCGUCGUCCUCCCCCUGCGGCUUAUGCGGUUCACCCUUGCCCUGUUUCGCCCAUACCUUGGACGUCGCUUUCGACCGAAGAGCUUGUCCGCAGGCUACUCAAGCUUUCUGUGGACACCCUGACUAAUUCCAUCCACCUUCUUCCGUUGUUCGGGCGGCCUGCCAUCAAUAGUCGCUCCCGUGCAAAAAUGUGUAACGGUCUCGUAUGUCACGUUCGCGAACGAGCUUUGUAUCUACAGGCUGUGGGAUCCCAUGUAUUGAGUGCCAUAUGGCUGUCUUAUUUCCCAUUUGAGCAUCCUUUCGCCCACCCCGACUCCCAUUACAUCCUAACCGUCCUUGAGGUCGAGUAUGGCCCUGACGUGGUUCGCAGCCUGUCCCAGGAAGUCCAGUCUCCUGCCAAUCGCCUCAAGAUGAUGCGUCGCGAACAGAGGAACAUACAUCUACGUGAAGAGGUUCAGCUGUCAUUGCAGCGUCAACAGCAGUGGCCUGUCCUUGUGCCAAACGAGACAGUUCUGGCUUCUCUCAAUCGAUAUUAUGAAGCUUCUCGUUGGUCGGCUACCUCCAGUAUGCGCAGUUUGUGCACAACAACUGCAGGUGUCACAACCCCUUAAACAACUUAAUGCUAGGGCAGAGACUAGGACUCGAACGAAGGUUAUCACGAUAAAAGAG
Molecule: messenger RNA, 1624 nt
Organism: Suillus clintonianus
Lineage: Eukaryota; Fungi; Basidiomycota; Agaricomycetes; Boletales; Suillaceae
Exons: 5
Coding region: 1-1566 (521 amino acids)
Molecular function (GO): protein binding
Source: RefSeq, a predicted model, not a curated record